UACAGUAAGAAGAUAUGUUAUAUAGGACACCGAAGAUGGCUGCCAUCCAAACAGUACAGAUAUGACAAAAAAAACUUUAGUGGAGGGAUAGAAGAAGGUAAAGCUCCAUGGCCACUAACAGGAUUGCAAUUUCAAGAUAUAGUGAAAGAUAUGAAAAGAAAACAGGGCAAGGUUAAACCACCAGGAAAGAAACGUAAAAGAGGAGAAGAAGGACAGGGUGUCGAUGAAGAUGUUUCUGACCACUCGUUAUUUUCUCGAAGGUCCAUACUUCAUGAUUUGCCGAAUUUGGGAUCGAAUGCAAUUCGUCAUUGUACAGAUGUUGUGCAUAGAUAAAAGAACAUAACUAAACAUAUUGUUAACACUCUCAUAGGGAUUAGGUCCCCAUGGGAAGGAAAUAAAUACAGGAGGAGGUCAAACAGAGGUGUAGAACAUCACUGUUGAAGGUGAUACAGAGAUGGUUGUAGAAAUCGAACAUGCGGUUCAAGGAAUUGGAGGAGACCAUAUAUCUUCUUCCGAAAUUUUGAAGGGAGGGUCAUCAAAUGGAUCAUUGUUCUCUUACAAAGAUGUUGUUAAUCAGAAAGGAAGGAAUUGGGAAGAGUGUUUUAAGAAUUGGGGAAUCAAUGAUAUUGAGGAGGAAUUGAUGCUACAAGAACGGGAGGAAGGAACGGAGAUUGAUGAAACUGAGAAGAUUCCUGCUAUCCAAAUUGAUGCUCAAACUCGGAGAAGAAUUAUCCAGCCAUGGAAGAAUUGUUUGAUUGGAAAAGUGGUGGGGAAAACAGUUGGGUAUAAGUAUAUUGCUACCAAAACUCAUGAAUUAUGGUGUUCUUCUGGUAAGGUCGAAAUUCUAGAUUUAGGAAAUGAUUAUUUUUUGUUUAAAUUUGAACAGCCUGAAGAUUUUAAGCAUGCUUUGUUAGAAGGUCCAUGGUUUGUUAAUAGACAUCAUCUUGCCAUGAUGAGAUGGACUGCAAAUUUUAAACCUUCUGAAUCAUCAAUUAAUAGAACAGUGGUGUGGAUCAGGUUGCCGGAACUCCCACCGGAAUAUUAUGAUGAAAAGAUACUAUUUGAGGUAGCAGGAAAAUUAGGGAGACCCAUCAAGAUUGAUAAGAAUACUGAAUUAGUAAUGAGAGGUAGAUUUGCCCGAUUAUGUGUUGAAGUUGAUACUAAUGCUCCGUUAAAAUCUCUUAUCCGAAAUGGCCAGAUAAAACAGAAGAUUGAAUAUGAAGGAAUUCAUUUGAUUUGUUUUAAUUGUGGUAAAAUUAGUCAUAAGAAAGAAAAUUGCCCGUUAUUGCAGAAAGCUAAUGAUUCUAAUGUAGGCUCUAGCUCUCAGGUUAAUGCUGGUGCAACUACUACAAAGGAGAAAGAAGGCGACUAUGGCCCCUGGAUGCUGGUGCAACACAAGAGAAGCUCCACAAAAAGUUUUGGCGCGAAAGCUGUGAGCAGUCAGAAAACAAAGGAUGCUAAUGGCAUGGUAAAUGCUAAGGAGGGGGAGAUGGGAAGUCAAUGGAAAACGGUGCCAAAGGCUAAACCUAAGAACAAUUCUGGUAUGCAUGUUUCUAACCAGGUGAAUGCUAAAAUAGUUAAUGUUCAAUUCUCUCAAUGUUUGUUGGGCCACACAAAAUUUGGUCAAAUGAACACCCAGGCUAAGAGCAUCAGUGGUGUUAGUAAGAUUAAUUAUGGGAAUGUGAUGAGAAAUGACAGUUACAAAAGUUUAAAAAAUAAGAACAUUAAUGCUUUUACUGUUUUAGAAAAUGAGCAGUUAUAAGUGGAGGAGAGUAAUGGUAAGGAAGAUGAUUUGUGUGUAACGUCAAAUCAAAUUAAGGGAAAUAAUGGUGAUCAUAAUGGAGGAAUAAUUGUUGUUAGUGGGGAGGUAAUAAAAGGCUGGGGAACUGGCUAUUUAAACAAUGGGAAAUCACAAAUGUAUCACACAAAGUUUAAUCAAGAUGAGCAGUCAGAGAGACAUUCUAAAUUUGUUUUCUCAAGCCUCACCAAUGUUAUUGGUGGAAGAGUGGAUGGUGGAAGAUCUCAUGGUGCGCAGAGCACAAGAGGAACUGGUGGCAAUGUAGAACAGUAUGGUGGAGCUGAUAAUGGAGCAAGCAACAGGAACAGAUCAAGUGAUACAAUUAAUGGAGGAAGUAAAUCAGUUACAGAGAGGAUUGAUAGCAAUACUGCCACAAAUAGUACAUGCCCCGGAAUUGGUGAAUGUAAAUGGAGUUUUGGAUCGGAUCCAAAGGACACUGAGCCCCAUACGUAUUUCUCCUUCAAACUGGACUCAUCCAGAUCCAGUCGAGUUCCUAAACGAAUGGAGAAUAGAGGCAGCCUGCAUGUCAAAGAUGUGGUGAGAAGCAACCAUCUUGGAAGCAGAAAUUCCACCAAUGGUGGAAACCCCAGCUGUAAUAAGAAUCCCAAAAGGUCUCUGGAAGAUUGGGAUGCAGUUCAGUACCAGAUUGGAUUGGGAAAUGGGAGUGCAAAUAAUCUUCAAGACAAGGUUCAAUCCACUGAUUGGAAUGAAUCAAGUAAGAAUGCAGGAGGGUGUGAUGGAGAGUGCCAAUAACCAUGUAAGUGGUGGUUGAUCUGUGUCUCCUUUAGCUAAUUUUAAUAUGAAGAUAAUAAUGUGGAAUUGCAGGGGGGUUGUCAAGUCCCUCUUUUAGUAGAGUAAUGAAGCAUCUUGUCAAGAAGCAUAAGCUUCAAAUAGUGGCUUUGUUAGAAACCAGAACCAUCACUGAACAUGCACAAAAUUUAGUGAAGAGACUGGGAUAUAACAAAGCUAUUAUUGUGGAUCCUGCUGGAUUUUCUGGAGGCAUGGUGCUUCUUUGGAAUGAAGAGGAAGUGGACAUUCAGGCCACUUCAGAAACUAGAUGGUCAAUUCAUGCAGUUGUUACAUAAAAGUUCAGAAGUCUUGGAUCUUAUCACCUAUCUAUGCCAGCACAAAUAAAUUGUGUAGGAAGAGAGUUUGGGAGGAAGUGAAUGGAAUUGGUGGAAUGAAAAAUGCGGAUUGGAUGGUGAUGGGAGACUUGAACACUAUAGGCAGUGAAAAAGAGAAGGUUGUAGGAAGGAAACCAACAUCAACACAAAUAGAGGAACUGAGGAAUGUGAUGAAUCAAAAUGGGCUUGUGGAUCUGGGUGCUCAUGGUCCAAAGUGGACCUGGAAUAACAAGCGUGUGGGCUUGGAAAACAUCAAGGAGAGGUUGGACAGGGUAAUGGCAAAUACUUUGUGGUGUGAUAGGUUUCCCAAUGCUCAGGUGGUCUGGGCAGAUGAUUAGUGAUGCUAAGUCAACCUUGCUUACCUCUGCAAAUUUGGGGAGAAGCUUUUCUAAAGGAAUGGCAAGAGCUCUCAAGGUUCAAGUGGCAAAGGAUCCAGGUAAGUAUCUCGGAAUCCCAUUACAAUGGGGAAGAAUUGGAACUAAUACUUAUCUUCAUCUUACUGAGAAAUUAGCUAAUAGAAUGCAGGGUUGGAAUUCAAAAACUUUGAACCCUGCAGGUAGAACAACCUUGAUCAAGUAUGUGUUGGAUCCUGUUUCCAAUCACAUUAUGAGUAUGCUCAAACUUCCCAAAAGCCUGAUUACUAAGAUUGAUAGGUAUAAGAAAAAUUUCUUGUGGGGGGAGAUAAAGAUAAGAAAAGUAUCAAUAAGGUUGGGUGGGAGAAAGUUUGUAGGCCUUUAGACUUUGGUGGUUUAGGUGUGAGGGACUUAGAGCUGAAUAACUUAGCUCUUUUGGAAAAAAUGGCCUGGAGAAUUUAUGAUAAUCCUGAUUCGGAGGUCACCAACCUGUUAAAGGAAAAGUAUUACUCGUACUCAAAUAUUUGGACUUGUGGAAAAAAGAAUAGAACUUCUGUUAGUUGGAGGAGCAUUCUCAAAGGAAGAGAUACAGUGAAAUCUAGUAUCCGAUGGAGUAUAAGAGAUGGCAGGAAUGUGAGUGUUUGGAAUGAUCCUUGGAUGUCUAAUUUACCCCUUUCUGUCAUAGCUGAGGCUUCAAAUCAGAAUGUGCCUGAUUUAUUGGUCAAGGAUAUUAUUAACUUUGAUUCUAGGACUUGGGACUUAACAGCAAUUGAUGGGUUCAUUUCCGAGAGAGUGGCUGAAGAAAUCAAAGCCAUUAGUAUUGGUAGUGACAAGUGUGAGGAUCAGGUUGUGUGGUCUCAUAGUAAGAAUGGAGAUAUUAUUGUUCGUGAUGCUUAUAACUUCCUCAUUUCCAAUAAGAUAGGCAAUAUUUUGCCUGAUCAUAAUUGGAGAUUUCUGUGGAAACUUAAUUGUCCACAGAAAAUCAAAUUUUCUUGUGGCUUCUUUGUCACAAUGGACUCAAUCUAAAUGAGUCUCUUUAUCGUAAGCAUAUAAGUAAUCAUCUUGGUUGUUGUUUAUGUAACAAUGAGUUCGAAACUUCUAAUCAUUUGUUCUUUGGUUGCAGAGCAGUGGCGCCUUUAUGGGAAAAGAUAAAGGAUUGGAUUGGUUUCCAACCCAAUUUGGAUUAUAUUAACCCAUCUACUCUGAAAUACUUUUGCAGGUUUAAAGGGAAAAUUGGUGGAGUUAAUUGGGUGAAUAUAUUUCCAUUUAUCCUCUGGUCCAUUUGGAAUGGUAGGAAUGAAUGGGUAUUCAACAAAAGAGUGUUUCUCCCUUCUCAUGUGCUUGCUAGAGCCUUAAGAAGUGCCAGGGAGUUUCUCAAUGCUAGGGGAAACCUGGAGCAUGAAAUGUGCAGAACUGAAGACAUUGUUGUUCCAUGGAUUUUCCAAGGCAUGGUUUUAGCAAGAUUAAAUGUGAUGGAGCUUCAAACAAUGUUAAGGACGCAGAAAUUGGGGGAAUCAUAAGAGUUGAUAAUGGUGGAUUUCAGGCUUGCCUUGCAAGACAUAUAUACAAGAAUGACAAUAAUGUUGCGGAGGUGUGGGAAAUAAGAGAAGGUUUGUUGUUGGAAAAAAAUAUUGGCAUAAAGAAGCUAGAGGUAGAAACUGAUUCUACUUAUGCAGUGCAGUUGUGCAAAAGAGAGACGUCGACGCCAUGGGUGAUGAGGAGCUUAAUCAAAGAUAUAGAAGAACUGAUGCUGAGUUUUGAUGAUAUUGUAAUUGGCCAGAGAUACAGAGAGGCAAAUGGUGUUGCAGACUACCUAGCUAAAUCAAGUGUUGCGAAGGAGAUUGAGGGGGAAUGGAUCACUUCUCCUCCUACUUCAAUUCUCCGGUUGCUUAGCAAUGAUUUGGUAGGCAGAGCUGUAGUGAGGAAUGUUAGAUUGAGUGCUUAGUUUUGUGUUUCGUUUUCUGCUUAUCAAAAAAAAAAAGUUAACACUCUCAUGGGUAAUAGUAAGUCAAAAGAUGGUGUACAUGCACGUAAAGAUAUGAAAGCUAUGGGUAUUAAAAAGCGGUUAUGGGUGAAAGAGGGUAGUGCAACUGGUAAAACAACAAUGGAAGAUAGAUCUUUUGCUUUGACAAAAGAUGAAAAAGUAUCUUUUUGUACAAUGCUGAAGAACUUAAGGGUGCCUUCUAGCUUAUGUUCCAAUCUUCGAAACUGUGUGAGCAUUAGUCCAAAGGAAUUGAAGAAUUUCAAGUCACACGAUUAGCAUGUGAUUAUCAAUCUCUGUUUCCAUUACUAGUUCAUACUGCGACUUCAUUACCUAACAAUUUGCGAGUUUCUCUUCUCUGUGUUAGUAUAUUUUCCAACAUUUUGUGCUCAAAGGUUAUCAACAGAGAUGAACUUCUAAAAGUGAAAUCUAAUCUAGUGGAAGCAAUAUACGUUAUGGAAAAAUAUUUUCCUCAAUCUUUUUUUGUUAUUAGCAUCCACUUGAUGAUUCAUCUGUCCAAUGAAGCUUUAAUCUGCGGUCCAGUCAUAUUUAGGUGGAUGUACCCCUUUGAGAGCUAGGUUAAUGAAAGGUUUUAAAGGAUUGGUGCGCAAUAAAAGGUACGUUGAGGGGUGCAUUGCAAGAGGGUGUGCACUGCGAGAAGCUAGCUUAUACCUUAUGGAGGACCUGUCAGAUGAUGGUGAUGGUACUCAUAAACAUACUCGACGGGCUUUUUUGGAUGAUGAAUGUGAUGAGGUAAUGUGUUAGGUUUUCAUCUAUGGUUGCGCGAUGAGGUAAUGUGCUACUAUAAAUCUUUCAGUAGUGGUUUUAAUACAAGUUGUUAUGGUUUUGGUCGUGAUACUGACUCUUCCAUGAUCUAUAACAGUUAUUAAAAGCCAAAGAAACUGAUUCAACACUUUGGAGACUCGUCCAAGGACCACACUUCAAGGCACAAUCAUAUAAGAAAUACCAAGUCAAUGGGUUUACUUUUAGCAAAUUAAGUUCUGGGUGAAGAAUAUAUCACAGAACAACGGUGUGUCAAUGAAAACUGUUACAAGACUACAAACGAAGUCGAUCUAGAAAGCAGAAAUAACUUAUUAUGGUGUCAUUAAAGAGAUUUACAACUUGAACUACAUUGAAUUUGCAGAAACUGUUUUUUUAUUGUGAUUGGGUUAGUGUUGGAGAUAAGAAUGCUUGCAAAGUUGAUGCAGUUUCAAAGUUUGUAAAGGUCAACUUAUCGAAGACGAAAAGCAUAAAUAGAGUGGUUGAUGAGCCGUUUAUCCUUGCA
This is a messenger RNA of Papaver somniferum (opium poppy), 6541 nucleotides long. RefSeq lists its product as uncharacterized. The transcript has 3 exons. Bases 455 to 1762 code for a protein of 435 amino acids. The record is from RefSeq and is a predicted model, not a curated record. NCBI's taxonomy places the organism in Eukaryota, Viridiplantae, Streptophyta, Magnoliopsida, Ranunculales, Papaveraceae. Gene Ontology annotation, molecular function: nucleic acid binding; zinc ion binding.